Messenger RNA from Dendronephthya gigantea, 1143 nucleotides. RefSeq lists its product as uncharacterized. Gene Ontology annotation, molecular function: nucleic acid binding. Bases 1 to 1143 code for a protein of 380 amino acids. NCBI's taxonomy places the organism in Eukaryota, Metazoa, Cnidaria, Anthozoa, Malacalcyonacea, Nephtheidae. The transcript is spliced from 2 exons. Gene Ontology annotation, biological process: DNA integration. The record is from RefSeq and is a predicted model, not a curated record.
AUGGGAAGCUUUGAUGGUGCAGAAAUUUGUGAACUUGUUGGUUUAUACGCAUUAAACAAUCUCAGCAAAAGAUUUGGAAGCAAUAACAUCGGUUUGUAUAGAGAUGACGGCCUGGCUUUGAUAAAAGGUUCAAGCCUAAGACUCGCAGAUAAAGCAAGAAAAGAUUUGUAUGCUGCAUUCCGAGAGUUGGGACUGAAAUUCGAGUUAUACCUAGCCGACACGCUUAGUAGGAAUUACCUGCAUUCCGAGGAAAAGAACCAAAUCGACAAGAAUGAAACAGAUCCUGAUAUUGGGGUAUCUAUUGAGGAAGUGAAUCAGUUGUUUGCGAAUGAAGAUACUAUCAACGUUUACCGACAAGCAAUCAAUGAAGACGAAACUUUGCAGGCGUUGAAGAAGAUUGUACAGUCUGGGUGGCCAGAAACGAAAGUCAGCCUACCAGAAGCAAUUACCCCAUAUUUCCAUUUCAGGGAUGAGCUCGUGAUCGAAAGUGGAUUCAUUCUACGUGGUGAUCGUUUAAUUAUACCUAAAUCGUUGAGAAAAGUGUUAUUGGAGAGUCUACAUGCCAGUCAUCAAGGGAUUCAAUCAACCUUGAGAAGAGCUAGAGAAAUUGUAUAUUGGCCCAACAUGAAUUCAGAGAUUAAGGAUUACAUAAGCAAGUGUGAUCUAUGCUGCAGUAUGGGGCCAAAGCAAUUGAAGGAGACACUCAUUUGCCACGAUGUUCCUGAGCGACCUUGGGCGAAGAUUGCUACUGAUUUGUUUCAGUUCGAGAGCAAGGACUACAUGAUAACAGUCGAUUAUUUUUCAAAUUUUUUUGAGAUAGAUCGGCUGCCUAACACAAGUGCCCGUACCGUUAUCGGAAAGAUAAAAGCCCAUGUUAGCAGAUAUGGCAUUCCUGAUGAGGUAGUGAGUGAUCAAGGUCCACAGUUUACUUCUCAAGAAUUUCAGGAAUUCGUUUCUAACUAUGGCAUCAGACAUGUCAUGUCCAGCCCGCAUUUUCACCAGUCAAAUGGGAAAGCUGAAGCGGCAGUCAAGCAAGCGAAGAGAGCAUUGAGAGUGGCCAAGUUAACAGGGCGGGAUCCCAGAUCUCAGAAACACCCCACAAGAAGAUUUUCACACGAGUCCAGCGCAACGGUUGAUGAGUAG